AUGAACGCCACUAUGAGCAUUGAUUACGAAUAUACUAAUUUGUCAUUCACGUCCGUUACAACUGUUCCUCCAACAAGAAUACCGUUAAGUGACGGUAAAGAAAUUAUAUUUGAAGAUUGGAUGCUUGAUUUAACCGUUGAAGAUUUUGUAAAUGCUGGUUUGAUUCCGAUAGAUAAAGCUUUAUCCCUUAUGAAGCAAUGGGAAGCUGAAGAGAGAAUGGCUGCAUCUGUAGAUUAUCACCCUCAAAUCAUUGAAAUUUUAUCUAAUCCUCACAUAUCGGCUAGAAAUCAUUGCAAUAGACCAACUGAUCAAAUCAAAUGUGGUACUCUUAAAUAUAAACGACCGAAGAAACAGCGCAUUUGUAAGAAUUGCGGUGUUAAUGAAUCAUCUUGUUGGAGGAAAAAUGGUACUUUGUGUAACAAAUGUGGCUUGCAUGAAACACAGUAUGGUCAUCCGAGACCAUCAUCCUUCGAUAAAUUAGUUAAACCACCAAAAGACAAU
Messenger RNA from Dentiscutata heterogama, 501 nucleotides. NCBI's taxonomy places the organism in Eukaryota, Fungi, Glomeromycota, Glomeromycetes, Diversisporales, Gigasporaceae. The record is from the annotation of a GenBank genome assembly.